Messenger RNA from Metschnikowia bicuspidata var. bicuspidata NRRL YB-4993, 1323 nucleotides. RefSeq lists its product as uncharacterized. Bases 1 to 1323 code for a protein of 440 amino acids. Lineage: Eukaryota; Fungi; Ascomycota; Pichiomycetes; Serinales; Metschnikowiaceae. The transcript has 2 exons. The record is from RefSeq and is a predicted model, not a curated record.
AUGAGUAGUACAGACACCGAUGAUGUUUUGGACUUCAUAAACUCUCUCCCUGAUUCUAAGACCAAUACGCCUGCACCUAUAAACAAAAAUACUGAAUCUAAUGAUGAAUUCUUGGAAUUUUUGGACGAACUUAGUGCGCACGAGAAAACAACUAAGCCGUUAGGAAAUUCCAAAGGUAAAUUUGAACCAAAGAGAACCGAAAGCGCCUUGCCCCAGAGGGGAGACGAAAAAUCCAAUCUUAAUGGUCAAAAUAAGAAGUCUGUUGCUGCUUCGCUGCAAGAAACUUCCAAUGAAAGCGAAUACCGAAAUAGCAAUACAGAUCAUUCCAAAUUGUCGGCUUCCAUGGAAGACGAAGCAGUAGACCCAAUAACAUCUAUCUCUUCAUGGUGGAACACGGAAGGGUCUAACAAAGUCUCAUCUCUUUGGGGAUCACUAACCUCAAACGCUCAUCAAUUGAGUGAAACUACGUUACAAAUAGCGUCUAAUACUUCACAUCAGUUGUCCAAUCAAAGACAUAAAUUUCUCACUGAAAAUAGCAGUGUCGCUGAUACCGAACAGAUUUUGCACAUUACAGGCAAGUUGAAUUCAAUUUUGUCUACAAUGUCACAGCAAAUUAGGGAUGGAUUAAUUGAUAAAGAAGACGAGCUCAUGAAUAUUCUUCUCGUCUAUGACUUAAACAAUGUCAACUAUUUGGACAGCCUUUGUGCCACAAAAUUCAAUAAAGUCAUGAGCCAGGUCGAAGGUGGCAUUAAGACCACAGUUAGCAAUUUCAAUCAUAAAAAUGAACACAAUAAAAGCUCUGAGUACUAUGAAUUGAGCAUGUUUAGCGGAAAAGCUAUUGACGGGGAGAAAUUGUGUUUUGCCAAUCUUGAAAGCUCAAUUAAGCACUACCUACAGAUCGUCGAUCUAGAAAAGCUGCAUAUUCCCACCGAGGAGUCUACUGACCAUGAGAUCAAUAAGUCCAAUGUAUUUAUCUCCAUACAGCCCAUCACAUCAGGCAACGUUGACCAGCAGUCCAAUGAAGAAGAUAAUAUGGGCCCCGCCUAUAUUGAAGGUAACAACAGCAACUCGUUUACUUUCACAAUGAUAUUGAAGGAUAUCACGAAUAAUAUUACCAUUGUGAGCAAGUCUCAGCCAUUUCCUUUGAGAUGGGCACGAUGGGUUUCAGGCAGGCAUGAUGAUGUGGAUUCUGUUUUUCAUUUGGGGGAUGACGGUGAGUCUGUUGAUCCAAGUGAUUGGGUAAAGGAUUGGAUCCAAGAUGGGUUGGGGUUGACAUUUGCCGUCUUAGCACAGGAGUAUGUCACAAGAAGGAUGGGAAUUUAA